UUCGGCACCAUAAGAAAUGCUCUCCGCACCGAAUCCCAUCUUCAAAGAUGCUGCUUUUAAACCGUCUUAUUUGUGUCGUCCACUCGGUCUCUAUCUCUCUGUGCUCGAGCUCGAAGGUUGCUAAUGGCUUCUUCAAAUCUCCUGUCGAGCUCCAUCUUCCUCUCCCUCUCACCCAAAUUUCCGAAAGGCAGAACUUGCUUCGCUGGGGCUUUGCCCCUUCUUUCCCGACCAAAAUCUCCCAAAGCCCUCAAUCUAUGGAGCUCCUUCACUUUCGCAACUCUUAAAUACUCAACAAAUCUGCUUCGGUUUCGUAGUGAGACUCGAGCGGUUGGAGGAACGGAGGUGAAGGAAGCUUCUGCUGGCGACGAUUCUCUGGUCGGUGAGGACUCUGCGGCUUUCGAAUUGGGGGAGCAGAAGCUCGCUUCCUGGGUCUAUUUCACGGUAAUUUUGGGAGCCGUCCUCUUUGCUCUCGACGCUUUGUGGAUUAAUCCGUCAACGGGCUAUGGAGCCGCAUUCAUCAGCGCGGUUUCUAGCAUUUCGGAGAGCCCUGAGGUUGUGGUGCUCAUUCUUGUACUCAUAUUUGCUGUUAUACACAGUGGUUUGGCAAGCCUUAGAGAUACCUUCGAGAAGCUCAUUGGUGAGAGAGCUUAUCGUGUACUGUUUGCAGGGGUUUCACUUCCAUUAGCUGUCAGCUCAAUUGUAUACUUCAUCAAUCACAGAUAUGAUGGUACUCAACUGUGGCAAGUUCAGAGUGUCCCUGGUGUUCAUCAGCUUGUCUGGCUCUCAUCCUUCAUCUCCUUCUUCUUUCUCUACCCAUCAACCUUUAAUCUGCUGGAAGUUGCUGCUGUUGAUAAGCCCAAAAUGCAUCUUUGGGAAACUGGAAUCAUGAGAAUCACUCGUCAUCCACAGAUGGUUGGGCAAGUGAUAUGGUGCUUAGCUCAUACUCUCUGGAUUGGUAAUUCCGUAGCCAUUGCUGCUUCCAUUGGCUUGAUUGGGCACCACUUAUUUGGUGUGUGGAAUGGUGAUAGGAGACUCGCCGCACGGUACGGCGAUGCUUUCGAUGCGGUGAAGAGCAGAACAAGCAUCGUACCUUUUGCAGCAAUUCUCGACGGCCGGCAGAGGCUGCCCAAAGACUACCACAAGGAAUUCCUUAGAUUACCAUAUCUAACAAUCACAGCUCUGACGCUUGGAGCAUAUUUUGCUCAUCCGCUUAUGCAGGCAUCAAGCUUCGGUCUUCACUGGUAACAUUACAGAUGAGUCCACCCACCUGUUAUUUGCAAUUUGUAUGGUUAGAAAGUUUUAUUGUUUUGAUUGCUUAGAUGCAUGAUAUGUUAUACGAACUAUUUGAGGAUAUAUUUUUGGUAACAAUAGAUUCUUUAGAUCAUGAUCUAAUAUAUAUGCAAAUGAUUAAGGUGUUGAACA
Messenger RNA from Dendrobium catenatum, 1422 nucleotides. RefSeq names its product 15-cis-zeta-carotene isomerase, chloroplastic. NCBI's taxonomy places the organism in Eukaryota, Viridiplantae, Streptophyta, Magnoliopsida, Asparagales, Orchidaceae. Bases 124 to 1245 code for a protein of 373 amino acids. The transcript is spliced from 4 exons. The record is from RefSeq and is a predicted model, not a curated record. Gene Ontology annotation, biological process: carotene biosynthetic process. Gene Ontology annotation, cellular component: chloroplast. Gene Ontology annotation, molecular function: 9,15,9'-tri-cis-zeta-carotene isomerase activity.